This is a messenger RNA of Symbiodinium necroappetens, 792 nucleotides long. Lineage: Eukaryota; Dinophyceae; Suessiales; Symbiodiniaceae. The record is from the annotation of a GenBank genome assembly.
AUGUCGCCGCUGGCGGCGCUGGUCACAAGGACGGAAGAUGCAUCCAUGUUCAGCAGGCCAGAUCCCAAUCUGCACACGAAGCUCUUUGCCAAAUACCCGUGGGACUACUUCGAGUCAGAGACCGGGAAGCGGUAUCGGAUGCAGAUGUCUGCGUAUCAAGACAUGGAUUCUGCUGAGCUGCUCACUUCCAUCUGCUGUGAGCACCUGUUCCCUUUCCGGAUACCGAAGCUGUACUUUGCCGACAUCAAUCGGGAAACCACGAACUACGUCCUGAUUGUGGAGCGCAUUCCCUUCGGGAGACGCGGGAAGGUGGUGAAAGGAAAGGUGACGGAGAAGAUCGAGCGAAAACCUUUCGAGAUUUUGCCUGUGUGUGGCAAAUACCAGGACUAUUUGCUGGAGGAUGCUCCCAGCAUCUAUUUUGCGCUUUUCCGUGAGAUGGCUCAUUUGGCAGCUUGGGACCAUCAAGGCCGCUACGAUGCGUUUUUGGGGCCGAUGCAAAAAUACACGGAGCAGGAGUACUUGGACCAGGUGAUUCGAGUUCGAAAACCGCAGAAAGAGAGGAAGAUGGAGGUGCUGAAAGGUGGCUGUCAGUCCAUGAUCGAGAAAGGAAUCGACUUUGCGGUGAAUGUUGCUUCGCAAAUUUUUACGGCCUCAGGCCGAGACAAGGCAAAGCUGGAGAAAAUGAAAAAGGAGAUCGUGGAGAUAGCGCCGUACUUCGAUGACAUCAGGUCAUACAUGAGCAACUCCAGCGACUGGACGGCGGCCAUGCACAUGAACCUCCAAGCGGACAAU